AUGUAAUCAGUGAGCUAAAUCUCUAAAUCUGAUCCAACUCGUUAUGGUGAUUCAUUUAAACCUACUGCAAAGAAAAUGACUCAUCGUUUGCUUUCACAUUGCGAUAGUGAGAUGACACUUAAGAAAAUGGACUUUACUUUGGCAGGAAAUGGUAAACAUGUCCCAGAUUAUAACAUCAAAUCAACUUAAGUAGAGACAAAGCAAAUAGAACCAUUCAAAAUCAAGGAUUUCAUACCAUAAAUCAACCCAUCAAUCAAGGGGGAAUUGAGUCGUCUAAAUAAGAACAACUUUUUAGACUUCCUCUUAAUAUAAAAAGCUGGCAAAUCAGGGGAUCAGAAGUUCUUUGAUCUAUUGAUUUAAGAAUACAACUUUGACCCUUUUAAAAAAACAUUGAAGAUGCAAGACAAUAAAUAAUAAAUUCAAUAUCUUCAAAAACGAGACGAAAGAGAAGAACAAAUUGCUUUGCAAGUCAAGCAAUUUUAUAAACAUAUGCAACACAAAAGAAGUGGCACAAUCAAUGAUUAGCCUUUAGACCGAAUGAUCAUAGAAAAAAAUAAUUAUUUGAUCCAAAAACUUCCACGCUUUAGAGCUAAAUUAGAGGCUUUGUAAGGAAAAAAUGAUUAUAUAUGA
This is a messenger RNA of Paramecium tetraurelia, 630 nucleotides long. RefSeq lists its product as uncharacterized. The transcript is spliced from 2 exons. The record is from RefSeq and is a predicted model, not a curated record. Lineage: Eukaryota; Ciliophora; Oligohymenophorea; Peniculida; Parameciidae.